Molecule: messenger RNA, 1056 nt
Organism: Fibroporia radiculosa
Lineage: Eukaryota; Fungi; Basidiomycota; Agaricomycetes; Polyporales; Fibroporiaceae
Exons: 6
Coding region: 1-1056 (351 amino acids)
Biological process (GO): endoplasmic reticulum tubular network organization
Cellular component (GO): endoplasmic reticulum tubular network
Source: RefSeq, a predicted model, not a curated record
AUGGUUUCAUUCCUUGGUUGGUUUUCUCGGAAAAAGUCAGAGGACUACGGCCAAGUCCUGGAAUCUCUUAAGCUUGAUAUACAGAAGCGACAAACACGUCUAUCCGAGAUUCGAUUGCGCGAACGUCGUUCGACUCUCCUCUUCUCCGUCUACGCGCUUGCGUUUUGGGCCAUCUGGAGCGGUCUUUGGUAUGCAAAGCUCCUUCCGAACCUCAGCGGCCACGAUAGAAGAAGUAAGUUUGAAAAGGCUGUAAAGAGCAUACCUGUGUUCGUGGGACCGAUCGUGAUUCUCUUUAUUCGCCGUAUUGUGCAAAUAUGGUACACACGUAUUGGGGAUGCUGAAGAGAAGGCCCUUACGGCACUACGUAAGAAGCAACGUGACAAGGUCGAGGAGUUCAAGAGCAAAACAAAUUACUAUUCAACACGCAAUUUGAUUGAACGCUACGACGAGGGCACCGCAAAUAGCGUUAGCGACAGCCCACCCAGAAUUCGUGUCCCACAAUCUCCUCCUGGUAUACCGGCUACACCCCAACGAGGCCCACAGCCUCCCUUACAAACUCCUGCUCCUGCGCCUAUUUCGCCGCCAGGUCAACAGCGUCUGUCGCCAUCACCUCAACGACCCUUACCUCCUCCACGCAAGCAAUGGUAUGACAAGCUCGCAGAUGCAAUUUUGGGCGAUGAUGAAGGUCCAUCUGGUGGUGCCUCAUCGCGAUACGCUCUGAUUUGUCAAAAGUGUUUUGUGCAUAAUGGGCUCGUGAAGGAGAGCAUGUGGCAAGAUGCUCAGUACGUCUGCCCGAAAUGUGGCUAUUUCAAUCCCUCAGCGCGAUCCGUCCGUGAAGGCCGCACACGAUCUAAGUCUGCUGACGCGCGUGGAUCAUUACUUGCGCCUUCUCCCGUUCAAUCUAAGCAAUCACAUGCGCUCGCACCUCCCGUUGGCUUACCUGUGGGUGCCCAAGGACCUGCGACGGACAUGGACAGCCCGCCAAUAGCGCGACGGCGCACACGAAGAGAAGAUGCCGAGGAUGAAGACUCGAGUGUGAUGGAUGUGGACUCAUAG